Molecule: messenger RNA, 763 nt
Organism: Cuscuta campestris
Lineage: Eukaryota; Viridiplantae; Streptophyta; Magnoliopsida; Solanales; Convolvulaceae
Source: the annotation of a GenBank genome assembly
CGCGGGAAAAUUCAGUUUCUCAGCGAGCUUUCAGCCAUGGCGGACUCCGGAAUAGUCGAGAAGGUGGAAAGAGGCGGAGCAUCCAAAGCUAAAGAGAAACUGACGGUGGAGGAGUACCUGAACUUCAUUGACAGCAACAAGCAGCUCGACCUAAUCGUCGCUCAUCUCAGAGAGAUUGUUGACAUGCAUGGAUUCCAACCAUUGCAGAAAACUUCCAAGAACAUCGUGUUAGAGGCCGUGGAUUCACUGGAGCUCAUAGGGCUUGGGCGGUCAACCCUGGAAGAACAGGGCGUUUCAUCUCAUGUGGAUUUGACAGUGAAAGAGGUGAUGGAGGACCUUGCUGCUCUCAAAUGGCAGGAGUGCUGCGUCACUUCUCUCCAGACCUUCAACGGAGGCAACCGCGUAUCCACCCAGAUCCAGUUCAAGAGAUAUGAAGUUCAGGAUCCAGAUCUGGCCAUCUCGACAAACGGGACGGAGAAGAAGAAACAGAAGGCCAGUCCCGCCCUGCCGGCGGGAAGUGACGGCGAUGCAGAGAAAUCGGUCGGUUCGUGCUUAUCGGCGAUCACCGGCGGCGCAGGGAAAUCCGGGAAGAAGCCUGAUGGGAAGAAGAGAAAGAGAAUGUUGAAGGAUAUACUUCAAAGCUCCGCCCACACAUUUCAGGAGCAGUGAUGAUACUGCAGAUAAUUCUUCAACUGUUAACACAACGGCGAAGGCGGUCAGUUCAAUUCCAUUCUCAAACUUCUAAUCAAGCUAAAGCUUAAUC